AUGGGGAGAGUGAAGCUUCAGAUCAAGAAGAUUGAGAACACAACAAAUAGGCAAGUUACUUUCUCGAAGAGGAGGAGUGGACUCAUCAAGAAAGCUUACGAACUUUCUGUUCUUUGUGAUGUUGAUGUGGCUCUCAUCAUGUUUUCUCCAUCUGGAAGAGCCAGUUUCUUCUCUGGCAACAAAAGAUUUGAAGAAAUUCUAGAACGAUAUGAUAAUCUUCAGGAGGGUGACACGGAAGAGGCAGCGGUGGCAGCUGCGGCAGAGACAAUCACAAAAAUGUGUGUCAGGAUUCAACCAUCUAACAGCAGUUUAGUUGUAUGCCUACCUGUAGCACCAACCACGUUGUCAUGCCCAGUGACACCAUCAGUUUCCCAAAUUGAGGAGAUUCGAAGAGAACUUUUUACUUGCGAGUCUCAAUUGAAAGAGAUGGAAAAACGAUUAAGGAUAUUUGAAGGUAAUCCUUCGGAGAUCACAACGCUGAGAGAGGCUGAAUAUCGUGAAUAUGUCCUUCGCGAAACUCUCAAACAAGUGCAAUUGCGAAAGUGUGUUUUGGAGGAGAACAAUUCUCAGGCCUCUCAUUCACCACAGGUAAAUGCUGCAAAAACUGUAAACGUAAAUGGUUUUGUCACCAGCGCCUCAAAGAACCCAGUAGAAUAUUGGUUUCCACAGAAAAAUCUAAAUGCUCAGACUCUGAACUUUGCCAAUGUUUAUGAGGCUGCUCCUGUGAGGGAUCAACAAUCACAUAGCAUUGCUGAUAUGUUAACAGUGCAUUCUGCAAACAUGGAUGAGGAUGGUGAAAUGAAUCCUGGGAAUAGUUUAGAGGUUGGUAUUCAUAAUACAAUACUACCUCCUCAGUUUGGACCAGAUACUCACAUCAAUUCGUCCUCUUGGGAGCAUCUUCAUUCUUUAGGUUCUUACUGGUGUUAG
Sphenostylis stenocarpa is the source of this 927-nucleotide messenger RNA. The record is from the annotation of a GenBank genome assembly. Lineage: Eukaryota; Viridiplantae; Streptophyta; Magnoliopsida; Fabales; Fabaceae.